CCACAUUUGACGUCAAAAUCAAUGGCGCCAUUUUUGUUGUCCGCCAUUCGAACUAGUGUUCUCAGAUCAUAACCUUUCUAGAAUUAUUUAAAUAUAUAUUGCCAUUUAAUUCGCAUCUAUGAUAAUGGAUAACAAAGAAGCGGUUCUUCAAGCAUUACAUGAUUUCGAGAACAUGACAGAUGCGGACAAAGUCCUUACACAGGAAUUAGAACAGCUUCUUACAAAUAUUGCACAAACUGGAAGAAUACUUUACCCAUGGAAUAAUCUCAAACCAGUAUUCAUGUACAAGAUGGAUAGGGUGAUGAGGGAUUUCUUUGAAAGCAGUCCAUCCAGGAACAGUACAUCAUCAGAGCCAACUCAUGUUGCAGACUUUGAGGUUAUGAGGCAGCGACUGCUGGACUGUCUAGACUCAUUCACAAGUCCUCCUUUUACUAUCCAAAGAUUAUGUGAGUUGAUGGUUGAGCCAAAAAGACACUACAAAAACAGUGAAAAGUUUAUGAGAGGAAUAGAAAAGAAUGUCCUAGUUGUCAGCAGUUUAGCAGAUGAAAAUGAAGAACCUUUAGUGAACAACAUUGACACUGCGCACACCUCAAGCAUACCAAAUGGCCCUGUUACCAAUGGGAUUAUGUCAACAGCACAGCCUACAGAGAUGGAAUCUGUAAAUGACUCAGACUCGAACGACAGAGUAUCACAUGUUCAUGAUACUCCAUACCCAACUCAAGUAGAGACCCUAAAUGGGAAUGCACAAACAAAUGGCAAAGAUCACACAGACGAUGAGUGUGAAAGUGAGCAGAGAGAUGGAGCAGACAAUCAAUCAAGUAGGGAAAGUGAGCAGAGUGAAAAGGCAGAUGUAUCUACAGCCGAUGAUCAGAGUCCAUCUAGGGUCAAUGAAAGUAGUCAAGACUGUGAAACUGACACAAAAGCAUCACUAAAGUCAGCACAAAACGAGAAGGAUCACUCAGUGGAUAAGAAUGAGACAACAAAAAAAACACAAGAAGAGCAAAGUCCAGAGGAAGAAAGAGAACAUUCGACAUCUGCACAGAAGAACAACCAAGAUGAGCCAAUGGAUGAAAACUAAAGAUUAAUUUAAUUUAAAGUUAUCAGCUAGGGACAAAACCCAAAUACUGGCCUAGAGUAGACCUAAAUGCUUUGCUGUCUUUCGAGAUUUUAAUUCAGCAAAAGUAUAACGUCGAAAUAGAAAACCCAAAACAGAAAAUUGAUGAUGAAACAAGCUCCACGUAAUAGUCAGUUUGGGUAGUUUUAUUUUCUUCUUGUGAAUAGAAUACUUUUAAAAUUUUAUUCUAAAAAUUUGUCAUAUCUGUAAUGUAAUUUAUUGGCGUAAACCUUUUGUGUUCGUUUCUGUAGUUCGUAAUUGUAUUGUAAUUUUCUUUUUAGAUUGCUAAUGUCGAAUAAAGAUAUGCUAUCUUA
Molecule: messenger RNA, 1428 nt
Organism: Nematostella vectensis (starlet sea anemone)
Lineage: Eukaryota; Metazoa; Cnidaria; Anthozoa; Actiniaria; Edwardsiidae
Product: serine/threonine-protein phosphatase 4 regulatory subunit 2-A
Exons: 7
Coding region: 119-1078 (319 amino acids)
Biological process (GO): protein dephosphorylation
Cellular component (GO): protein phosphatase 4 complex; nucleus; cytoplasm
Molecular function (GO): protein phosphatase regulator activity
Source: RefSeq, a predicted model, not a curated record